AUGGAGGCCCUGGGAAGCUGCCAGGCUCUUCUCGGACCCCCGAACCCUGACGCGGAAUCUCUUCCUGCUGACGUGGCAUCGCCCCCACACUCGCGCUGCGCUGAGGAGCAACACGUGGACCAACAGGACAACUCGUACUCGCAGCAUCCGCAUCCUCAUCAGCACGAGCAGCAGCAGCAUCACAAUAAUCCGCUUCAGAACCACAAUCAGAGCCAUCAGCAGCAGCAACAGCAGCAACAGCAGCAGCAGCAGCAGCAGCAGCAGAACGGGGAUAGCAACGGCGACAACGCGUCAUCGUUCCCCCCCGACCAUCCCAACGGUCAGACCGCCACUCACCCCUCCUCUCCCGCGCGUUCUGCCGUCCCAUCCGCUGCUGCCGCCAACGCAUCUCCCGCUGCUGCGGGCAACGGAACCGACGCAUCCGCUCCGGCCAAUCCCGGCGCCGCUGCUGCUGCAGCCGCCGCAUCCGCCGCUUUUCGCGCAGCAGCGGCAGCGGGAGCGUCGGGGCGACCAACUCCCGAGGAGCUGGGGAUGCAUUUGCGAAUGCUUGGCGACAUGAACCUUGGUUCGGAUCGCAGCGUGGGCGACGUCGUCGCGUCAGUGCUGCAGCAGUUGAAUCACGGGAUGAACAAUCACCACGGAAUGAACAAUCACCACGGCAUGAAUCACCACGGGAUGGGCCACCACGGAAUGAUGCCGUUCCCGCCCGGGAUGUUCCCAAUGCCGCCGCCCGGAGUCCUUCCCCCGCACGGCGUCUUCCGCCCCCCGGGCUCCGCGCACCCGCCGCUUCCGCCGCUCGGAUCCGCCCCCGGGCCUUCGGACGCGGACGGGAUGAGCAGCUCCGGCGGAGGAGGUUCGGCGGCGCCCGGAGCCCCUGGUUCGGCGGCGGGAGGAGCGGGAGGCGCGGGGGUUCCAGGUCCCCCUGUCCUUCCGCCGAUGUGGAUGUCUCCGCACGGGCUCGCUUUUUGGCCGCGCCCGGGUGGAAAUAGCACCAUGCAUCACCCCCCCCCGAUGGGGGGAAGCAUGGGCGGGAGGGGUAGCACAGGGGGGAUGGGGUCCCCCGCGCCCCCCGCGCCUGUGCCGUCCGCGGAAGGCAAGGAGGGAGUACGUGGCGGAGCGAGCGCAUGGAUGUCCGCGGGAGGGGGCGGAACGGCAGGAGGGGGCGCGGGGCAGCAUCAGGGUUUUGAGGCGCCGCAGAAAUCGCAUCUGGGGAUUGAAGGGGGGGCGCAAAAGUCUCUUCCGCCAUCCGAGGGCGCGCAGAAGGCGCAUGCGCCGCCGCAGCACCCAGGGCAGCACGGGCAGCACCCAGGGCAGCGGAAAGGGGGCGCGGGGAACCACCCGCACGCGGAAGGGCGGGGGUACCAGGGGUGGAGCGGGGGAGGAGGGGGAGGGGGCGGGGGGAAGGAUGCGGGGAAGGACGGGGGGAAGGGCGCGGGUGAUGGGGGAGAUGGUGAGGGUGUAAAAGCAGGCGCAGGCGCAGGGGGUGGGAGUGGGGGCGGGACAAAGCGGAGUGCUGCGGCUGCUGCUGUUGGUGCAGGGGGUGGUGGCGCUGGGGGUGGUGGCGGUGGCGGCGGGGGUGGUGGUGGUGCAGAGGAAGACGGCGACGAUGGGGCAGUGUUGCAUAAGAGGCCGCGCAUGCCGUCAUCGAAGCCAUCAGCGCCAGAGAUGCCAAUGGAUGGGUGGGAGUGGCGCAAGUACGGCCAGAAGGUCACCCUCGGCCAGACCUACCCCAGGAGCUACUUCCGCUGUGCCCACAAAACCACCGGCUCCCACCCCUGUCCGGCCAAGAAGUGGGCGGAGCGCUGCAACGACAACCCCUUCAACUGGCGCAUCAAAUACGUGGGCGAGCACAACCACUCCAAGCCGCCGCCCCGCCCCGUCACCAUCACCAUCAUUCAUGACGGCCCCGUGGAUGGGUCUGCUGCUGCUGCUCUCCCCGCUCCUCCCCCUGCUUCUGCUCCUGCUGGUGCUCCUGCUGGUGCCAUUGCUGCUGGUUCUGCCGGUGCCGGUGGUGCCGGUGGUGGUGGUGGUGGUGGUGGUGGUGCCGGUGCUGGUGCUGACAUGGGAGAGGAGUUUUCAGAGGGGUUUGCGUCUCCUGUGAGUGACAAGGGGGGGGCGAUUCACAGGGUAGGUGGGGCGAACGGAGGGGAGACGACUGGUGGGGAGAAUGGGGGGUUGAAACAACAGAGCACUCCCAAAGGCCGCGAUUUUUUGUCGGGUUUUGGACAGGGAGAUGGGUUGAAGGGAGUGGGGAGCGGUGAAAGCAAUGGGAGUGGAGUAACGAGAGGGUCGGUUGAGGAAGCGGGGAAGCAAGUGGAGCGUGGUGGUAGUGGUGGUGGUGGUGGCGGUGGUGCUAAUGCUGCUGUAACUGGUGGGGCUGCCUCUGCUUCUGCAUCUGCUGCAGCAGCAGCAGCUGCUGCUGCUGCUGCUGUCUGUUCUCUACCAUCCGGUCCCCAAGCCACGCUGCAGACGCAACAGUCACGGGCAGGAGAAAGGAGUGAGCAGCAAGAAGCGUGCCUGGGGCUUGCCGUGUCUUCUAAUGAGCUGACCACAAGCAAGCAGCAGCAGCAGCAGCAGCAGCAGCAGCAGAAGCAGACAGAGGGAGAGAGAGGUAGUGGUGAUUGUGGUGCAGUAUCAGCAACAGAACGGGCUGAUCGUGGGGCUCUUCAGGCUGAUCUUAAGGGGGAAGCAGAUGGUUCACAAGCAGCAAACCUGCGAAGCGGGCUGGAUAAGCCAGGAGAAGGAGGAGGAGGUAACAGUGCGGAAGCAGACUUGAAGCGAGAGGAGGGAGCUGCAGCGAAACGCACAAAGGUAGAAGGUAUGAGAAACGGGGACGAGGGUGGAGACGGCGAUGAAAACGGAAUUGGCGGCAAGAAUGGGAGUGGGGAUGGGAACGGAGGCGAGGAGGAGCUGGAGAGUCAGCCGAGCAUUGACAUCAAGCCGCGGGAUGCCCAGUCCAAUCCCAGUGCAUGGGCCUCUGCUCUUGGUUCCUCUGCUAAUGACGCUUCUGUCUCUGCAGGCAACUCUGGGAACUCCAGUAAUCCUUUCCCAGGGUAUACCGGCCCGCUCCCCUCUGCUCUCAUGCAAGGAGCCCUCCCCACGCCCAUGUGGUUGUCCUCGCUCCCUCGGGAUUCGCCCCGCAUUCUGAUUGGCCCGGGGGGCGCUAGGUGGCCGAUGGGCCGCGACUCGCCAGGUCAGCUGCAGUCGCCGUUUAACAUGCUGUCCCCGCUGAAUACUGCCCGGGUUUUUUCUGAUGUGGCACAGGCGCCGCUGCCGUCGCCUAUUGACUUGCCAGAGAUCAAAGGAGAGUAA
This is a messenger RNA of Closterium sp. Naga37s-1, 3312 nucleotides long. The record is from the annotation of a GenBank genome assembly. NCBI's taxonomy places the organism in Eukaryota, Viridiplantae, Streptophyta, Zygnematophyceae, Desmidiales, Closteriaceae.